Molecule: messenger RNA, 852 nt
Organism: Cucurbitaria berberidis CBS 394.84
Lineage: Eukaryota; Fungi; Ascomycota; Dothideomycetes; Pleosporales; Cucurbitariaceae
Product: Coq4-domain-containing protein
Exons: 2
Coding region: 1-852 (283 amino acids)
Biological process (GO): ubiquinone biosynthetic process
Cellular component (GO): mitochondrion; mitochondrial inner membrane
Source: RefSeq, a predicted model, not a curated record
AUGCCACAGCUCUCGAAGCUGACGGCGCUGUCAGGCUCACGAUAUAUACCGUCCCUACAAUCCUUCCGCUGCUUCUCUGUCCUCAAUCGGCCGUCGCCCAACUACGAGGGUCACAUACCAUUGACCCGCACUGAAAGAUUGGGCCUCGCAUUUGGCUCAGGGCUGUUGAGCUUUCUAGAUCCGCGACGGGGUGACCUAAUCGCAUCCUUCGGCGAGGCCACCGCACAGCCAUACUUCAUAUACAAGCUCCGCGACCGCAUGCUUCUGAACCCCACGGGUCGACGAAUACUGCGCGAUAGACCGCGACUGACAUCCUCGUCCCUCGAUAUCCCACGUCUUCGCAAACUCCCACAGAAUACCCUAGGCUACGCAUAUGCCUUCUGGCUCGAUCGAGAGGGUGUAUCACCAGACACGCGAGCCGCGGUGAAAUACAUAGACGACGAAGAGUGCGCCUAUGUCAUGCAGCGGUACCGCGAAUGCCACGACUUCUACCACGCGCUAGUUGGGCUCCCAGUCUUCCGUGAGGGAGAGGUUGCCCUGAAAGCAUUCGAGUUUGCCAAUACAGGCCUGCCAAUGACCGGUCUAGCAGUGUUCAGCGCGUUCACGCUGAAGAAGGCUGAAUGGAGACGAUUCUGGGAUAUAUAUGGCCCAUGGGCGGCAAGAAACGGGGCACGCAGCGACGAUGUGAUCAACGUCUACUGGGAAGAGGAGCUUGAGACGGAUGUUGAUGCGCUAAGAACCAGGUUGGGGAUUGAGAAGCCGCCAGACCUCCGAGAAAUGCGCAAAGUGCAACGAGACGCGCAAAAGAAGGCAAAGGAGGCCAAAGAGAGCAUGGCACGGGCUGCCGUGUAA